ACAUGGCUCCUGGUCGUUGCUACAAUUGCCAGAAAAACUGUGAUACUAAGCGAUGUACUGGCUGCCAACAAGCAUCCUACUGUUCAAAAACCUGUCAGAGAACUCACUGGCAUAAACACAAGGAAAACUGUAUCCAAGCAGACUCUUCAGUACACGAACUAUCCAAGGUUUGCUUGUGGGAUAUUUUCCCUGCACGUUGGUCGGCAGUUUCACGCGACUAUGGAUUCGAUAACGUCCGUAUAUUCCACCAAGAUGUAUUAUGGUCAAGCGAAAAUAUGACUGCAGAAACUAUUUUGCUUGGCACGUUUCAGCUCAUUAUAAAGGACGUGGGCAAUCUUGAAUUUGGUGACACUAUUUACGUAUUCAAUGCCAUCGAUGCGUCAAAGAAGAUGAUUGUCAAAGCCGUUGAAAACAAUGAACUAGAUGACUUUAUUCAUCGUUACAUCCGAAACGUGCUCAGUCGUCACGGAAAAGCAAGCCCAAAGUACUUGUUUGGAUGGAUAUGGAACCGUCUUGUUAUUGGCCCUACUCGAACUGAUGGUCUCACUGAACAGCAAAUCCAAGAAAUGCGACAAAAAAUCUACAACAAGUACUAUGGAAGUGUGAAUUCCCCGAACUGUUGCUGUUUGACUUUAAGACAGGCACCGAUUGUCGAACAUCCUUCACGAUGUUAA
Molecule: messenger RNA, 674 nt
Organism: Exaiptasia diaphana
Lineage: Eukaryota; Metazoa; Cnidaria; Anthozoa; Actiniaria; Aiptasiidae
Exons: 2
Coding region: 3-674 (223 amino acids)
Biological process (GO): regulation of transcription by RNA polymerase II
Cellular component (GO): nucleus
Molecular function (GO): DNA-binding transcription factor activity, RNA polymerase II-specific
Source: RefSeq, a predicted model, not a curated record